Molecule: messenger RNA, 5622 nt
Organism: [Candida] anglica
Lineage: Eukaryota; Fungi; Ascomycota; Pichiomycetes; Serinales; Debaryomycetaceae
Source: the annotation of a GenBank genome assembly
AUGACAGAAGGCGUUUCACAGAGUGGAUCUAUAGAUAUACCGCCUGGGAGUGGAGUUGAUAAACAAGAGAAAAAUGAUAUCAACGGACAGUCUAUUCCUCCUAAUCCUGAUGUGGACGAGGAAGAAGAAACAAACUUAGUCGAAACUGAAGACAAACUGCCUAAAGUUGAGAUCGAAGACGAGGUAUCAAUAAACAAAGACUCGAUUUUAAAUGAAGGAAGUUCAGAGGAAAGUGCUAAAGAGCCACUGGAAGAACAAGUGGAAGAAGCAAAAGAAAACGGGGAUUCUAAUGUCAGAUCUGAAGCCAUUUCCAAUGGCCAUGUUCAAGAACAGGUAGACAUUGAUUCUGCAGCAAUUGAAACUUCAAUUGAGCCAGCUGCAACCGAAGAUCAUGAAUCUGGUACGAUAACUGCCGUGGUAGAAGAUGUGACUCAAGAGCAAGAAGAACAAGAUAAAGUAGCUAAAGUAGACCCAUUAUCUGCAAAGCACAAUGGUCACUUCCUUGUUUCUUCUUUAACUUCAAUACUUGACCAUAAAGAAUCUAAGAAAAAUGCCGAACUUAAAGGUGCUGCUCAAAAGGCUCUUGAUUCUCUCAACAGUUCUAAACCUGACGCUCAUGUUCUUUUCGAAGUACUUAAGCUCUCGUGUGAAACAACGAGUAACACUCUCAAGGCUAAGGCUGUGGACGUUUUUGCGAAGGCCUUUGAAUAUGGAAUUUUUGAAGGUGAACCAGAUAUAGUGGAGAUUACUGAUGCCUCAGUCGAAGUGAUUUCAUCCUGUUUUGAAGGAGAAGGAACUGAUCCGUUGGUGGAAACACAGGUCCUCCGUGCACUUACAAAUAGUAUCUUAAUUAUGCCCUGUCACGGUGCUUCACUUCUUAAGGCUGUAAGACAAGUUUAUAAUAUCUUUAUCUUUUCACUCACAUCUGAUAACCAAUUAAUUGCACAGGGGACACUUAAUCAGGUAAUCAAUGCAAUUUUCAGUCGCAUUUAUGAUUCGCCAUUUUUUAAGAAACUGCAAUCUCAACACAAAAGUGCAUACCCAACUCUGAGUACCAGUACUCCAACUUCGAAUUUGAGAUCUACUACGUCUCUUGAUGGAUCAGAAAAGUUAACUUUACAAAAUUUAGAGAAACUUCAUGAUUCAGCAAACGAUGACGAGAGAGUUAAUGAGGCACAACAGGCAAGUGAAAAGGAUGAAGAUUUGGUGGUUAAAGAUGCAUUUUUGAUCUUCAGAGCUAUGUGCAAAUUAUCAGUUAAAUCAUUGGAAUCUGAAAGUCUUGAUAUGAGAUCUCAUUCUGUAAGAUCAAAACUAUUAUCGCUCCACAUUAUUCACACCAUACUUAAGGAUCAUAUUGAGAUAUUCUUGAGUCAUGAUGUGGUGAUAUUAUCAUCGUCUGCAAAUGAGAGUAAUACACGUUUGAUCAACGCUGUUAGACAAUAUUUAUGUUUGUCACUUUCUAGAAAUGCAGCUUCUCCAUUAGCUCCAGUUUUCGAACUUUCGUUAGAGAUUUUUUGGUUAAUCAUUUCUAAUUUAAGAUCUGACUUCAAAAGAGAAAUUCCAUUGUUCUGGGAUGAAAUUUACUUGCCGGUUGCAGAAAUGAAAACUUCUACCCCACAUCAAAAGAGAUAUCUUUUAUCAAUUAUUGAGAAGUUAUGUAAUGAUUCAAGAUGUAUCAUUGAGUUUUAUCUUAAUUAUGAUUGUGACAGUUCAAUGCCAAAUAUCUGUGAAAAGAUCAUAGACUAUUUAACGAAGCUUUCAUUAAUUCGUGUCGAUGUUACUCAACAACAAAAGUUGGCAUACAGAGAAAACAAGAAACAUGGAAUCAGUGUAUAUGAUAUUGGAAAGACUGCUAAUUUAGCUAGUGGGAAGAUGUCUUCGAAGCCACCUGAACCGGAAGUGUACCACCAUUUUCCAUUGGAAUAUGCUUUAAGAAUGGAGUCUAUUGGAUGUUCAGUUGCAUUUUUAAAAUCAUUAUACUCAUGGGCCCAAAAGGGAAUUACUGGAAACAACAAAAUCUUGUCUUCUUCCUUGGUUGAAGCAGGGAAUGGAUCGAACGUUUCUCUUAAUAUGAAUAAUGGUGGUCCAACAAGUAGAGAUAGAUCGGGUACUGUAGACUCUAACAACUCAACUAACUUGAAUUCAAGAUCAGCAUCUUUUAUUGGUGGUACAACUACGGACUCAAAUGAAACUGAUGAUCCCGAACAAUUUGAAACUUUGAAGCAAAGAAAGAGGGCAUUUUUAGAAGGAAUUAAACAAUUUAACCACAAACCUAAAAAGGGUAUCGCAUACUUUUUGGAGCAAGGUUUCAUAAAAUCUAAUGACCCUCGUGACAUUGCAUUAUUUUUGCUUGAAACUGACACUUUGGAUAAAGCAUCAGUUGGUGAGUAUUUGGGAGAAGGACACGAAGAAAAUGUUGCCAUAAUGCAUGCAUUUGUAGAUGAAAUGGACUUCACGAACUUGCCAUUUGUUGAUGCCCUUCGAAAGUUUUUACAAUCGUUCAGAUUGCCCGGUGAAGCUCAGAAAAUUGACAGGUUCAUGUUGAAGUUUGCUGAACGUUAUCUUUUAGGCAACCCAACUGUAUUUUCCCACGCUGACGCUCCGUACAUUUUAGCAUACUCGGUUAUUAUGCUUAACACUGAUCAACACUCUCCUCAAGUAAAGAAUAGAAUGACAAUUGAUAACUUUGUGAUGAAUAAUGUUGGAAUUGAUGAUGGAAAGAGUUUGCCCCGUGAAUUUUUACAAGAAAUUUUUGAUGAAAUUCAAACCAAUGAAAUCAAAUUACAAUCUGAACAGCAUGCGGCUUUAUUAGCAGGUGACUUGAAUAAUGUGCCAAACUCAACAUCAUCUGGAUUUUUUGGAGGUCGUGACUUGAACCGUGAGGCAUACAUCCAUGCGUCGAAAGAAAUGUCAACAAAGACAGAAAAAUUGGUCCGGAAUUUGGGUAAAAAAUUGAAAGGCGGUGCUGAAGAUACUUCAAGUGCAGUGUUCUAUGUCGCAUCACAUGUUCAUCAUGUCAAAUCCAUUUUUGACACUCUUUGGAUGUCAAUUUUAGCAGGCUUAACACCUCCAUUCAAAGAAUACGAUGAUGUUGACACUGCUCAAUUGUGCCUUGAAGGUAUUAAGCUCUCUAUUCGUAUAUCUUGUAUGUUCGAGUUGGACUAUGCUAGAACGUCAUUCAUUAGAGCUUUGGUUCAAUUUUCAAAUUUAAACAAUUUCGAAGAAAUGAAGCCAAAGAACGUUGAUGCCAUUUACAUCAUGUUAGAUUUAGCAGUAACCGAGUCGGAUCACUUGAAAGGUUCUUGGAUUCAAAUAUUAACUUCAAUUUCUCAAUUAGAACGAUUGCAGUUAAUCGCCCAAGGAGUUGAUCAAUACUCAAUUCCAGAUGUUUCGAUUGCCAAAAUGGCAAAUCGUGGAUCAAUUGAAAGCAGUUCUACUAGAUUAUCAACUUCAACGGGUGGUUUCUUUAGCCUGUUUACUUCACUGCCCACUGCAUCUCAGGCUGCAUCCAACAAAUUUCAUAACCAACACUUGACCAAUCAAGCUGCUCAACUUCUUACUCAAACAGAAUUGGAAGUGGCAAUGGAUAAGGUAUUCACUAAUAGUGCUAAUAUGUCAAGAGAUAGUAUUGCAGAAUUUGUUAAAGCGUUAUCACAAGUAUCAAAUGAAGAGAUCGAAUCAUCUGGACAAAGUGCCAAUCCAAGAAUGUUUUCCUUACAAAAGUUUGUUGAUAUUUGCUACUAUAAUAUGAGUCGUAUUCGUCUUGAGUGGUCGCAACUUUGGGCUAUCAUGGGUGAAACAUUCAAGAAGGUCGGUAGUCACUCCAAUCCAGUUAUUGCCUUUUUUGCCUUGGAUUCUUUGAGACAAUUAUCUAUGAGAUUCUUUGAGAUUGAAGAAUUAUCACAUUUUAAAUUUCAAAAGGAAUUUUUGAAACCAUUCGAAUAUAUUAUGCUUCAUAAUGAAUCGUUAGAAGUCAAGGAUAUGGUUUUGGAAUGCCUUAACAAUAUGAUUUUGGCAAAAGCAAGUAAAAUUAAAUCUGGUUGGAAAACUAUAUUUGGGGCAUUGAUAUCGGCGGCAAAAGAGAACAAGGAAAGCCUUGUGCAGAAAAGUUUUAAGAUGGCCAACUGGAUUAAUAAGGAAUACUUAGAUGUUGUUAGUUCCCAAGAAUCAUUCUCGGAUUUAGUAGUAUGCUUUACUGAAUUGGCAAAGAAUGAGAGAUUCCAGAAGGUAAGUUUAUUAUCUUUGGAGGUACUUCUGAAGUUGAUCAAACAAAUCGCAAGCAUUAGUUUGAAUAAAUAUGAUAAGCUAGUGGUUAAUUCAGACUCCGAUGAAAUCCAAGAUAAAAGUGAAAGCCUUGUUAAAUUGUGGUUCCCAGUGCUUUUUGGAUUCCAUGAUAUAAUCAUGACAGGUGGAGAGCUUGAAGUUAGAUCCAGGGCAUUAAACUACCUUUUCCAGGUGUUGUUGGAAUAUGGUGAUCAUUUUGAAUAUGAUUUUUGGGACCUUGUGUGUCAUGAAUUAUUAUUUCCUAUCUUUUCCGUGUUAAGUAAUAAGUGGGAGUUGAACAAUGUGGAUGACAAUGAUAAGCUCUCUGUUUGGCUUUCAACGACUUUGAUUCAAGCAUUAAGAAAUAUGAUAUCUUUAUUCACCCAUUACUUUGAUGCAUUGAGUCGUUUAUUAAAUGGAUACUUGACAUUAUUAAUACUGUGCAUUUGUCAAGAAAACGAUACCAUAGCUAGAAUUGGUAGAUCUUGCUUGCAUUCACUUUUAAUUGAUAAUGCUACAAAAUUUGACGAUAAACAAUGGGAACAGAUAUCGGAUGCAUUUUCUAAUUUGUUUGAAUUGACAACUGCACGUGAAUUGUUUACAUCCGAUCCAUUGAAAGAAGCUCAAAAAAUUCAAGGUGAAUAUGAAAAUGGAGAUGUUGAAUCUACUCUUGAAUUAUCUCCGCUGUCUCCAACGACUCCAUCGACUCAAACUGUUUUCAGUGACACGGAAGCUCGGUUGAAAAAGUCCAAGGAAAAGUCGACUAUUGUAGUGAAAUGUGUACUUCAAUUGUUAAUGAUUGAAACUUUAUCUGAAUUAUUUGAAAAUGAGGACUUUUAUGAGGCACUCCCGUAUAAAUAUUCGAUGAAAAUGUCAAAAUUGUUAGAAGACAGUUACAAUUUUGCUCGUAAAUUUAAUGAUGACUACGAUCUAAGAGUAAGAUUAUGGAAUGCUGGUGUUAUCGAAAGGUUACCAAAUUUGUUGAAGCAAGAGUCAAGCUCGUCGGCCGUCUUCAUUAACAUUAUGUUCAGAAUGUACUGUGAUGACGAUAAGACGAAAAAUGAAGAGAAACGGAUAAUUAUCCAUACUAUUAUUCCCUUGUGUAACUCAAUCACUUCAAGAUAUGCUGAUUUCGAUGAAACUAAUCAGCAGAGAAAUAUUGCUACAUGGAAACCUGUAAUCGUCGAGAUAUUCCAAGGUUACGUUGAGCUAGAUGACGACCAUUUUGAGGAAUUUUCCGCCGAUAUGUACAAGUUAACUUUGAGGCUAUUGACCAAAAGUCUGUCACCUGACCUAAAGUUGGCCAUUAAGACAUUUUUGGCUAGAGUUGGAGAUACCUUCAUUUAUCCAAAAGAAUAA